UGGAGACAAGAAAUUAAAGCAUCAUAUUGCACAGAAAAAAAUACCUUAUGUUGGAGAAGAUGGAAAAAUAGUGAAGCCAUUAAAAAAUAAUGGAAUCAAGCUCGAGAAAUUCGUUUUUGAUGUCUUUGAAUUUUCCGAUAAAUUUGCCGCUUGGGAAGUGAUAAGGGAGGCAGAGUUCUCUCCAAUGAAAAAUGCCGAAGACGCUCCCAAAGACACCCCGACCACAGCUCGCCUAUCCUUGUACGCUUUACACCACCAGUAUAUCCAAGAUGCAGGUGGUAGAUUUGCUGACGACAAGAUGGAAUCCUUUGUUUCAGUGGAUUUGAAUGGUACAGCCGAUGGUGAAAAGAAAGAUUUGCAUGCAGAAACUGUUGGAAUCUGUGAAAUUUCUCCUCUUGUUUCCUAUGAUGGAGAGGGCCUUGAAGAGCUUGUUGCUGGAAAAGUUUUCUCUGGUCCUGUGGUCAUCAGUUCUCCAAGAGAACAGUUACCUAUUUCUGACACAAAUGGCAACAGAGAUGACUGAACUACUGAGGUUCCUGGUGGUGAAAAUUGCAACUCGAAUGGACAAAGAGGUCGCUUAAUUAUCGGACAUUUCUUCGUAGCCAUUCCAGCCAAAUCUCGCGUUGCUAUGCGACGGGAGAUUUCGGAGAUAAGCAGGAUAUUGUUGCACGGAUGAAAUACUUUUGCUGUUUUAAGCAUUCGCAAAUGGCAAUUCUGCAUUUAUCCUAUUUGAAAAGGUCAUGUAUAGCAAAUCUGCACGGUAUUAAUUUUGAGCUUUGGCUCUUUUAUUCACAUAGAUUAGAAUGAACUAAGUUGUGUUGAAGGCUUUUAAUACUUUGUAGUACAAAAAGUGUUAAUGGUAUUUUUAAAAAAUACUACUAGCAUUUUAAAAGGAGAAAGAAAUCUAUAUUUUGAAAUUAUUUAAACUUCCCGGUGCAACUAUUAAUAUUUGACACACAUAUGAUCAUAAAAUUUAGUACUUUGUUCCACUUAAGUGAUAUCGGAGGAUUUAUUUGCCCCCCCCCCCCCAUCACCUAGCAAUACAUAUCUAAGAUGUAAUAUUUCCCACUUUGUUAACUUCCUAGAUACAUUAUUUUUCCUACUUUAAUAAGACUGAUAAAUAAUAUUAAAACUUUUUACCUUUUAACUGCCAAGUUGCUUUCUUUCUCCCUUAUCUGUGUGCUUGAUUGUUCAAACAAAAUAAGGAAAUAUGAGAAGUUUUUAUGAAAUACAAAUAACAAUCAAAAUAAUUGAAUUAAAAAAAAAUAUUUUUUUUAAAUAUAGUUGCACAACAGAUAUUCCUGGGAAAUACAACGAAUGUGCAUUAAGUUGCAUUAGGUACUCUCAGCAACAGCAAACAAAAAAAAAAAGUAUCAUCCUUUAAUUAAAUGUUUAAAGCAAGUUCAAAAAUCCAAAAACAGAAGUAUUUUUUCCCCUUCGAUACUGAAUAUUUUUUAUUCAAUAUGUACAUUAAAUAUUCGUCAAUGGCUGAAAAUUAAUUUUGUGCAGACUUGUACUAGGCACUAUAAUUUAAAAGUGAGCAUGAUAGCAUUUAUUGAUUUUAGUCUAAAUACGAUGGUUGGCUGUUAUACAGUUUUAGAACAAAUAUGAUUGAGAUUUACCUACCAGCCCACCCUCCCAUACCAAAAUUUUCUUAAAUUAUUCAUGCAUUUAAUUUUGUUUUUAAGGUUUGGUAAAAUACUUUUUCUAUUUUAACGCAUAUCCAUGCCGCAAAUAUAUAUUUAAAAGUCUCUUUGCUGUAAUGAGUUAUAAAAUAAUUUCAUGUUGGCUUGAAAUGAGUUGUAUUUGUAAAUUUGCAUUUAUUGUUAUGUAUACCUUUUUACACAUAAAAAUGGCAAAAAGUGCAAUCAUUCUUGUAUAUAUUCUUUUUUUUAAAAUUAAUUUAUUCAAAUGAGUAUUUUAAAACUUUAUGUAUUCAAUGACUAACUUAGAUUUUUAUUUAAAACUUAAUUUUCACCACCAAUACUUUUUUAAUUGCCGCAGCAAAAGAAAAUGUACUGACUUUUGCAAGUACUUAAGCUGAUUUUAAUUUAUUUUUGUUCAAACUUUAUUAGAAAUUUAAUCUUUGUACAGUCAGAGAUGUAUUGACAGUUGUAAGUACUUAAGUUGAUUUUAAUAUUUUAGUUUAUUUUCGUUCAAACUUUAAUUUCUUGGAACUUUAAACCUUGUACAGUCAGAGAAAUGUAUAGGAUUGAUUCUAAGAAUUUUGUUGGCUGCACUUUUUAAAAUUUGCAACAGAGACUUAUUUUUUAUAAAGAAUAUUUUUAUAUUGCAUGUAAAUUGAUUUUAGAAAUGAAACAAUGGGAUUUUUUGAAGAGAAAUUCUAUUGUAUGUAAUUUGAAGAAUAAAUAUUUUAUGAAGUUUA
This is a messenger RNA of Uloborus diversus, 2386 nucleotides long. RefSeq names its product UDP-N-acetylhexosamine pyrophosphorylase-like (gene mmy). Gene Ontology annotation, molecular function: UDP-N-acetylglucosamine diphosphorylase activity. Gene Ontology annotation, biological process: UDP-N-acetylglucosamine biosynthetic process. The record is from RefSeq and is a predicted model, not a curated record. Lineage: Eukaryota; Metazoa; Arthropoda; Arachnida; Araneae; Uloboridae.